Molecule: messenger RNA, 633 nt
Organism: Salvia hispanica
Lineage: Eukaryota; Viridiplantae; Streptophyta; Magnoliopsida; Lamiales; Lamiaceae
Biological process (GO): translation
Cellular component (GO): mitochondrial large ribosomal subunit
Molecular function (GO): structural constituent of ribosome
Source: RefSeq, a predicted model, not a curated record
CACACAUUUAUUUCUCAGCUCACAGUAGUGGUGUGGCGUCGUCGUCGACGUCGUCUUUGAGCUCAGAAAAUUCGACGCUAGGAAGCUGAAAAUUGAAAAAUGGCGCUAGGGUUAAUAUUGGGGAUUGGGAGGGCGUUCCGGAAGAAGCGAGCAUCGUCGCUCGAUAUUUUGACGUCGAAGAGGAGCCCCAAGGGCUAUUACAAGGGCAAAAAUUGCAAGCCUACCGGUUUCCACACUCGAAAAGGUGGUUAUGUUGUGGUUCCUGAAAAGUUGCCAAACUAUGUGGUGCCAGAUUUGACGGGAUUCAAGCUAAAGCCAUACGUAUCUCAGUGCGCUGUAGAAGCUUCCGGGUCAUCUAAAUGAACACGCCUGGCUUCGCCUCUUUCCAGCGCUGCUGCUCAGACUGAUAUGUUUAAACUCAUAACUGAAAGAACAUCUGUUUUAUGUUUUACUCCCUAUAAAAUUAUACCUUUCUGAUUUGAAUUGUAAUGGUGAUAAUUUUAUUUCAGAUAGUACUACUUUCAUGAGUUUAGUUAUAGUUAGGCUUAUUGUGGCCCAUUUAGGUGAUGUUUCGGAACUGAUAUCCACAUUCAAAUAGUACUAAUAAAAAUGAAACAUUUUUCUUCUCUCUUA